GCCAGAUGAGGCGGGCCCCGGCGGACGACCCUGACUCGGCCAGCUCGGCCCCUCUGAAGCGGCCACGCUUGGCCACGACCACUGCUGCCACUGCUGCUACUACAGCCACUGCCCCGGGGGAAGGUGCUCUUUUUGCCCUUUCCAGCCAUGAGGCCCCGCCUGGGUCGGAUUUGACCCUCUUCCAGCAGGAUACCCUGCAGGAUUUGGGCCGACGAACGGACCCGGUGCUGCAUCUACAUGGUAUCGCUCGUGAGGUGGGCGUCUCGCCGACGGUCGCUCUGUGGCACCUGGCGCGCCUGUGUCCGGAGUACUCUCCGCCGGUCAUUCGGGCCCUCACCCCGGAGAUAGAGGCCACCCUGGCCGAGCUCGUCCAACUUGACCCACCCCCGCAAUUGAGCUACAUUUGCCAGCGCGUCGGCCUUACUUUGGCCCAGGUGCGCCACAUUUUGGCCUGCCUUUUCCCGGAUUUCCGGCCUCGAACAGCCAUGCUCUCCUUCGAACAGGAGACCCACCUGCUGGACCUGGCCCAGAUGCGGCCCCCGUUGCCGGUGGCUGCCAUCGCUGCCGAGGUGGGCCUGUCGACCGAGCAGACGCGCGGCCACCUCCGGCGACUGGUUCCGGAAUACUGGACACAGGACAUCCCAACAAUGAGCCCCCUGGACCCGGGGAAGCUGGCUCUGCUCCGGCGCCUGACCGCCGAGCCGGUCUUCCCCCCGAGUCUGAAUUACAUCUCCAAUGCCCUUGGCAUGUCGGCGGCCGUGGCCCAGAAGCACAUCCAACUCCAUGUGCCGGGGUUCACCCCGGCACGGACCCUCAUCCCAACCCCGGCGCAAGAGGAGGCCCUUCGCCAGGCGGCUGCCGAUCCAACAUGCCGCACUGUCGUCGACAUGGCCCGGCGUGCUGGCAUCCCGGCCGUGACUGCCCUCCGGCACCUGCCACGCGUGUGCCCGGGCUUCACCCCGCCGCAGGCCUCGCACCUGUCACCGGCGGAUGAGGCUGCCCUGGUGGCCAUGUGCGCCCGACGGGAUCCCAUCCUCUCCGUUUCGGAGAUGGCUCUGGCGCUGGGGGCCGAGCAGAAGGCCGUUCGCAAGGCCAUCGCCCGGCUCUGCCCGGACCAUCGCCACCCGAGUAGCACUCGUCCUUGUGCGCGGGUGAAUGCGCGCAUCGGCGAGCUGGCUGCCCAAAACCCGACCUUGAACAUACUGGAGCUGGCCAGCCUGGCCGGCGUGUAUCGCGAGUACCUUACCCUCCAUAUGCCGCAUCUUCGCUCGGACACGCCCAGCCCCAACACCCGUGGCAAAUCCAAAGCUCGCCAGGCCGGUCCCCUUGCUCCCGAACUGGAGGCACGUCUCGAGGCCCUGCUGGCGCAGAAUCCCCUGCCGCCAUUGAAUUACAUCGCCGCGGAGCUCGGCACCUCGGCUCCGUUUGCCCGAAGGCAGGUUCGUCGCCUUUUUCCGGAGUAUGACGGCAUGGUGGCUCGGUGGCUCUCGGCUGCCCAGUUGCGGGAUUUUUUGCGCCUCUGCCAAAGCACGCCCGCGGCCCGGCUGUCGCACUUGACCGAGCGCUUUGGCCUGGCCGAAUCGACCGUCUUGUGGAUUGUGGCCAGAUUGCGGCGACGCCAUCCGGACUUGCGGGUCGAAUUGCCCGACGCCACGCCGACCAUCAAGAGCCGCAUUUUGACCUUGGCCCGAACCGGCACCAAGGACUCCCGAUUUUCCAUGGCCGCCAUCGCAAAUGAGCUCCUCGUGCCGGAAUCCCUCGUGCGAAAGACCCUCCAGCGGCACCUGUCCCGGGCCCCUGCCGGAGCGCGGUCCCACCAGCUGGCCGAUGCGCGGCCCAAGCACCAGCCCUCGGCCAUGGAAAGCCCCCACAGGGCGCCUCCCCUCCCGGAGGGCUCCCAGCAGGACAACCUCGAAGUCCCGAGCUUGGACAACCAGGCAAGCGAUGGCGAGCCGAUGGACGGUGUCUCGGCCUCACUUGUGGGCUCGCAUUCGGGUGCUGAGCCCGUUUCAUUGGCCACCCUGGCCUCGGACAUUCCUCCGGUCGCCGUAUCCUCGCCUGGCCACUCACCCGCCGCAGGGUUGUCCUCUCGGAAUACGCCGACCCCUGGAUCAAGCACACGGGCCUUCUCCUCCCUCCAGGAGCAGGCCGAGCUGGUGGACAUGGCCCGGCGGCGACUCAGUCUUCGCGCCAUCGCCCGGCACUUUGGCGUCCAUCCCCAAACUGUGGCCACGCACCUUCGGCGGCUGUUUCCCGACUAUCAGGCUGCCCGCCAGGAAGCCCUCCUGUCAAACAUCCAAAGCCGCCUGGGGGAGCUGGUUGCACAUAGACCGGUCCUUUCGGUGACGCAAAUCGCCACCGAAAUCGGUCUCAGUGUGACCGCGACACGGGGACACCUUCGCAGGCACUUCCCGGAGUAUAACCCGCCCACCGCUCUCAGUGACUCCCGGCUUCGGACCCUGAUGGAGUUGGCCGCGCGUCAUCCGCCGAUGCCAGUGAAGCGCAUCGCCCGCGAGCUUGGUCUCCACUGGACCAUUGUCAAGCGGUGUUUGCUGGAAUAUUGCCCGGACUACCGGUCUCCGAACAUGCUGCGGGCAGCAUCCACCGAGCCAGCCGACAUCACCAUCCCAUCCUCCGACCAUACGCUUUCCGAUCCGGCAGACCAGCCGCCCUCGGAAGAGAAGCCCCUCUUCGAGGGGGGAACAUAGAAGCCCGGACCACUUUACCUGCUUGUUCCACUCC
Messenger RNA from Fonticula alba, 2742 nucleotides. RefSeq lists its product as hypothetical. The record is from RefSeq and is a predicted model, not a curated record. The transcript is spliced from 2 exons. The coding region runs from base 6 to 2708 and encodes 900 amino acids. NCBI's taxonomy places the organism in Eukaryota, Rotosphaerida, Fonticulaceae.